AGACAAUUCGUCGUAUAUUAUCAAUCGUACGAAUUUAAUACAGUCUUAGAAGUUGAAGACAUGGGUUUUAUGGUUGGGAAGAGUUCUCCUGAACCCAGUUUGAAGUUGCACUUGUUGCGGCUUGAAAUGCAGCCGUUCAGGUGUCAAGACGUGAAAAUCUGUGAUUUGGCGUUGUAAACAGAGCGAGGACAAUGUCUAAAUUAUUCAUAUAUUGUAACUAUUCAAUUAUUUUCAAUGAUCUAUUGUAUUGGCAGCCGUUGCCGUCCUAAAAUCGUAAGGUCUCUAUUAAGUGUCAACUGAAACCAACCAGCAUCUACUUAAUGAGAUCCACCGAUAGAGCGCAGAGGAAUAACUUUAAAUACUCACCAUAUAUGAAAUCAAAUUUCCCACUAGGAACACACAAUGAAGAAGCUGUUGAGCAGGACACAUUCAAGCGAAACGACUCCCAGCCAAGUUGUCUUUACUCCGGCCAAGACAAGCUCGUCUAUGAAAGCAUUAAAAUCACCGAAAAUUGAGAAUGGCGAUGACAACAACAACAAAAUAGCCAAUGGUCAUGGUGGGAACAAGGCAACGAAAAAUGGAGAAGGCGGCGAAAAGAAACAGAAAUUUGUUCGGCUUAGAAACUGGAUCACUGGGAAGCAAAUUACAGACACACUUCACCAGCAGAAGUCCGACGUAAGGGUUCAUAUAUUACAUUAUUGUUCAGCUCACCCCCCAUUGGGGCUUUUCAGUGAUCGACUACAUCAAGUAUUACACGCUCAUGUUACUUACUUAGCUUAGACUAUUUAUCUUUACAACAAUUGACCAUUUGCGAAAUAGACUACAUUUUGAUCUAAACAAGUCUAGACAAAAAUUUCAUCACAGGUUGAAAGAGCAUCACAAAAUUAGUAAUAUUCCAAAGUUUCGUUGCGAAAUGUUGUAAAAUGCGGAUAAUAUAGCCUUGCGCAGUUUGCAAUUUUCAGUCAUUUUAGAUUACAAACGGGAAAUAGGGUUUGGGGCUGUUAGACAAACAAAAAAUUAACAUUAAUAGAUCUGAACAGACACUACUAAUUAAAGUCCUGGGGCCGGUUGUAUAAAACUCUUAAUCACUUUUUUAAUCACUAUUUUGUAGUUAAAUAGUGAUUAACUCUUAAAUAGGCGUUUUUUAUUGGAUGACGUUUGCACUUAACUAUAGUUAACUUUAAUCACUUUUUUAUACAACCGGCCCCUGCAUUUUUGGUUAAUUACAACACAAAUAUUUCAACGUCAUGUUUACAUAGUCAUCCCACCAAGGCUGGAUAAAGUUCUGAUAAAGUCCUAGGACUGGAUGAAAGUUUGAUAAAGUCCUAGGACUGGAUGAAAGUUUGAUCAAGUCCUAAGACUGGGUGAUGUUUGAUCAAGUCCUAGGUCUGGAUAAAGUUUUGAUAAAGUCCUAAGACUGGAUGAAGUUUGAUCAAGUCCUAGGACUGGAUGAAGUUUGAUCAAGUCCUAGGACUGGAUGAAGUUUGAUCAAGUCCUAGGACUGGAUGAAGUUUGAUCAAGUCCUAGGACUGGAUAAAGUUUUGAUCAAGUCCUAGGACUGGAUGAAAGUUUGAUCAAGUCCUAGGACUGGACGAUGUUUGAUCAAGUCGUAGGUCUGGAUGAAAUUAGAUCAAGUCCUAGGACUGGAUGAAGUUUGAUUAAGUCCUAGGACUGGAUGAAGUUCGAUCAAGUCCCAGGACUGGAUGAAGUUUGAUCAAGUCUUCGACCGAACUUUAUCCAAUCGUUGGACUGGCCCCAAAUUUUAUACAAACUGAUACAAACGUGACAAUUCUAUUUAGCUAUCACAUUGUGAUGAGCAUCGCUGCAAGGGCUCCAUUAUGUUUCCAAGAAAAAAUAUCUCAAAUGGAGAGCUGAUGCCGAAAGAAGUGGCGAAAAAAGACGCUGUGGAUUUUCUCAGACAAUAUUACGCUUCUUUGAAAAAGUAAGUAAGACAGUUAGUCUUCUUCACGCCCAAAGGUCGCGGGUUCGAUUCCCACCGUGGUCAGGCAAAUUUUUCAGCUUGCCCAGUGUGGAUGCACACUCAUUUAGCGAAACAUCACAAACAAAAUACAACUUGAUUUCAGAGAGGACACUCCGGCACAUAGCACAAGAGUACAGCAAGUUUUAAAAGAGAUCGAAGACAGAGGAACGUACGAAAUGGAUGCAAAAGAACUUGUGUUUGGUGUAAAACUGGCAUGGAGAAAUGCCCCCAGAUGUGUGGGCAGGAUCCAAUGGAAUAAAAUACAGGUAGGCGGGUGGGUCUGUGUUUUUGCUACAGCAGGUACAGUGGGUAAGUAGUUGGUUUACAGUAGGUAGGUGGGUGAUUAGGUUAGAGUGCUUGUGUUUGGUGCUAAACUAGUGUACGUAAAUGCCCCCAGGUGUGGGGAGGAUCCACUGCAGUAACCUACAACAGACGAAAAUAGCUCGUCAUGUGUUUAAGGGUUUUUGUAAAUGGUAAUUGCAAGUGUAAAUUUUACACAUUUCAGACCUUACUCGACAACUGGGCUCUAUAGACCCAUUGCGCAAGACGUCACAGCGCCGGUGACGAUGCAUCUGGAGGACAACUUAGCAAUCUAUGCAUAAUAUAACUUAUGUAAACAAAGCAAAUUUUCUAAAACUUUAUAAUAAUUUUGUAUUAAAAUGGUUAAUUUUUGCGCUGUAUGUGGUUGUUGCACCCGAAUAGAUAUUGUUAGGGAGCAUUUGGAGGACACUCUAACACGCCUGGUUAGGUUUAAAUAUGUAUAAAGUUUACACCAGAAAUUUUUAUCUACAAAAAUAUUUUAUCAUUUGAUUCUGUCGGGUGGGUGCUCGGACUCCUGUUUUGUGUUUACACCAAGACCGAAGAUCUGUCAGACGGAUGACGCGACUUGACUUGACGGACUGAUUCGUCUCUAUAGAAUAUUAAAUCUGAUCGUUAUUAUAUUAUCAUAUAUCUGAAUAUAGGUGUUUGACUGCCGAGAUGUCUUCAACGCCCAGCAAAUGUUUGAAGCGAUAUGCAAACACAUCAAAUAUGGCACCAACAAAGGAAACCUAAGGUAAAUAUUAGGAAAGAUUUCCUGUAUGGUUAAUAUCAGCCGUCGUUAAAUCUUCUUCUUAUUUCAAUAAGCAAUGAAAGUUGCAGAAACUCUUAUGCAAACUUUAAACAGGGUAAUUUAGGAAACUUACAUCUACAUUGAAAAGGAAAGCAGUGCAAGUUUUACGCAACAAAUUUACGCAAUAAAAACAUAAACAUUAAACAUCCAAAGCAAACUUGCUCUAUAUUUUACGAUUUCCCGUAAAUCAAUUCUUCUUAUUUAUUCAAAGCAAAAUUGUUUGAAAGCUCAUUGUAUGAAACAAUUUUCCAAAUUUUUUUUUGAAAAUCGAAAUGUUGCUUAUCCCACUCCUAGCAAACAGACAUAUUCUUGAGAUCAGUGAGGAUUAUUGAUGAACUUGACUUCGCUAAUGAUUUCCUUUCCCCAGAUGUACAUAGCCGAGCGGAAUUAGUACCCUCGCUAUCUAAUAUCUGUCUAAUAUAAAAUAAUUAUAAAUUUAGAUCAGCCAUCACGAUAUUUCCUCAGCGACAAGGCCCAGGGAGGGACUUCCGUGUGUGGAACGGUCAGUUUAUCAAGUAUGCUGGAUAUAAACAGGAGGAUGGCUCAAUCAUUGGAGAUCCAGCCAGUGUCGAGUUUACUGAGGUGAAGUCAACUUUAUCAGUUUUAUCUACAGGUUAUAAUUUCAUGUCCUAUAGACAAUUAUAUCUACCACUAAGUAUGCCAUCAAUAAAACAUAAAUAACAUUGACUGAAACCUGACUCUCAAACAAUCCUGUACCCGAACGAUCACAUGCAACUGAGACGACACAGCAACUACAUGUUGGUCGUAGGAAUUAAACCCUGAUCGCAGAGGUGAACAGGGAAGGAUUUCCUGGGGGUAUGCGGAGGAGGGGGAGGGGGGGUGGCUACUAUCCUGACGAAAUCAAUUUUCAGCGAUUGAUGAAAUCCAUUUUCAUCGAUUGAUGAAAUCCAUUUUCAUCGAUUUGGAAAGGAAACUGCAAAAGCCGGUUCAUCUGUUCAUGAUAAUUUGAGUUUGACGCCAUAUUUACAGCAUUAGAAGCAAAAAUUACUUAACUUCAAGCUUCCAGCUCUUCAUUUUAGCAUUAUUUUAUAGAUAAAGCACCAUCAGCAUACCUUCGUUUGAAAAACAUAUUAAUGUAUUAUUAAUGUAUAACAUUAAUGUAAUAACCAAGUGGUUUAUUAUAUACUCUGACUCUUUAGUUUUAUAAAAGAAAAGAGUGACCGUCAUUUUUGAGCGAGUGUUAUGUGACAUACAAGCAAGGGUGGGUUGACUACAAAAUUUUUGUAGUCCGCUAUAACUACAGCUACUUCAAAAAUAUGUAGUCAGCUACAACUACUGCUACUUUUGAACAAAGGUAGUUCGCUACUGACUAUAGCUACUGCUUAAAAAAUGUAGCGAACUAUUUCGCUAUAUUUUUUAGUUUUACUGUAUUUGGAGCAUCUAUACUAACUCAGACUGUAAUGUAACCUAUAACAAAUAGACUUACGAGUAGCAACAGUAAACACAAAGCAACAUUUUUGUAAUCACUACAGUGCUCAGGAGUGCAAAUUGACUAUUGAGUAUCAAUUUUAAGCAAACCGUAUCUCAAUAUCAUGCUAUUCUAUCAAGUUGUUAACAAUUUUUAAAAGUAGCGAAUAGCGAUUUGCUGUUUGAAAAGUAGUCAACUACUUGGCUACUUUUAGGCAAAAUAUAGUUCGCUAUAACUACAGCUACUGUUUUAAAAAUGUAGUCAAAAACUACUGGCUACUUGAAAAUUGUAGUUCGCUACAGUAGCGAACUACAACUACUUCGCUACUACCCACUCUUGCAUACAAGAAAAUCUUCUUUUAAACGAUCAUUUUUCUCGUAUCAACAGAUAUGUGUCGGUCUAGGUUGGCAACCUAAAAAUGGUAGAUUUGAUGUUCUACCGUUGGUCCUUCAAGCGAAUGGCGAAGAACCCGAGGUGUUUGAAAUUCCUGAGGAUUUGAUUUUGGAAGUGAACAUAACUCAUCCAGAGUA
This is a messenger RNA of Paramuricea clavata, 5051 nucleotides long. The record is from the annotation of a GenBank genome assembly. Lineage: Eukaryota; Metazoa; Cnidaria; Anthozoa; Malacalcyonacea; Plexauridae.